Messenger RNA from Sodiomyces alkalinus F11, 2307 nucleotides. RefSeq lists its product as hypothetical. The coding region runs from base 415 to 1914 and encodes 499 amino acids. The record is from RefSeq and is a predicted model, not a curated record. NCBI's taxonomy places the organism in Eukaryota, Fungi, Ascomycota, Sordariomycetes, Glomerellales, Plectosphaerellaceae. The transcript is spliced from 2 exons.
AGCUUCCAAGGCCCUCGUUUGCAGGCUCGCGACGACGGAACAGUUGAUCGAGUCGCGCAUCGCGAAUUGCGAAUUGCGAAUUGCGAAUUGCGAAUUGCGAAUUGCGAAUUGCGAAUUGUUCACAUUCGCGUGGUCUGGUGGCGUCCUGACUGGGGCUCCGUGGCCUUCCCCCUUCCACCGUCGCUGUUUUUGCCCAACAGAGGAGAGAGGAGGACAAAUACGACUUGGCAGCAGACCAAUCACCAACUCCUUUACUGAUACCGUAUCCGAUAAGCCUACGCAACGCAACGCAACGCAACGCGACACGACACGAUAUCUUACAGCACAGCACAACACCUCGCAGCACGCGACAGCACGAUAGCAGCGGACGGUCAAGAUACAGCGAGGCCGGCGGGAGAACGUGAGCCGUCUCCUAUGUUCGGCAUCCUGGGCUCCAUCGAUGUCGGCUCCGGCCAGACCUACCCGACCUUCGAGGACCUGUUUAGGGACCUCAAGACUAGGCUCCAGAAGGACGGCUACAAGGUUGUCAAGUCCCGCACCCAUCGCAACAAGGUAGCCGGCAACUACGAGAAGGGCAGCGAAGUUGUCCGCUGUGAUCUGGUCUGCGACCGGGGCGGCCAGCCCUAUAAAUGUACCGCCACACAGCUCAAGACGUCGACCAAGAAGACCAACUGUCCCUGGCGCGCCAAGGCCGUGAACCGCAAGACCCUGGGCGCCUGGGUCCUCACUGUCAUCUGCGACCAGCACAACCAUGAGCCACGGACUCCCGAACCUCCGACAGACGACGAGGAGGAGGAAGCGGAUGCUGAGGGAGAUACGGAGCUCGUGAAUGGUGAUGAAGGUCCCCAAGAAAACGAGGCACCGAGUCCCAACCCGGACACGACCGCGGCCUUGGCUGUUGCCGGCGUCAUGCCCUCAACCAUGCGCCUAACAGGGGAUGCGUUCCAUCAGUUGAAGAAUGAGUACCGACGUAUGCCCAGGUCAGAACGAAUCGGCAUUCUUGCCCAGAUGCAGAUGCGCAUCGCUGCCAUCUACGCCAUCGAGAACGAGGACAUUCAAAGACAGGAGCGCCAGGCGCGACAGGAACGAAAACACCAAGCGAUGGGGCAGAACAGGCGUCGGGCAGCGGAACAGCAGCUGCAGCAGCUCCAGCAGCAGCAACACAAUCAACAUGAACAGCAGCUGCAGCAGCAGCAACCCCAAAUGCAGCCUCACCAGCAACAACAGGUACAGCCCCAUCCGCAACAACAGGUGCAGCAACAGGUACAGCAACAGGUGCAGCAACACCAUCAACAAACGCCGCCACAGCAUCAGCAGCACCUACCUCACCAACAACCCCAACAGCACCCGCACCAACAUCAACAAACACAACACCAACAUCCACAACACCAACAUCCACAACAUCAACUUCCGCAACAUCAACAUCCACAGCAUCAGCAACACCAGCAGCACCACGUCAUGGCGGCCCAAUUCGCCAGCAUGGCCGCCGGCGCAGCUAAACACCACUUCCAGCAGACAGCCGAAGAAGAACAGGCACAGGCCCAGGAACGACGCCGCCACCUGACGCAGAUCGCCCGGGAACACCUCGGCACCGCCGUGCAGCAGGUCCAGCAGAUCCCCCAGGUCCCCCAGGUCCCACAGGUCCAGCAGGUUCCGCAAGUCCAGCAAGUCCAACCGGCCCAGCUACAGCAGGCGUCGAUACAGGCUGGGGCGGUCCAGCAAACCCCCGUGCCGGUCCCGCAGUUCCCCAUGCCGCCGUCCGCCCCGGGGAGUCAGGCUAUCUUCCGACACUACACGGGGACGCCGCAGCCGGCGAACCCCCCAGGGACUCCCACACAAGCACAAGCACAACCAAAACGUCGCGGUCGGCCACCCAAGGACGCUGGCAAAGGGACCAACGGUGGAGGUGUAUGAGUAGGCUUGAUAACUUGUCAAGUCUGUCUGUAAGGUGUCUGUAGGAUGGGUUCAUGUCAAGAACGACGUCUCCACUUGCUGUCAAGACACCGAUAUGGAAGACCGGUACAAUGUGCUAUGAGUCUUCGGACAGGACUUUGCGGGGCGUUAUGGGAUUUUUUUGCUACGAUGUAUUUUUCUAUAGGCUUUGAGGAAGGGAAUAUUCUGGGCAGGAAGGGACGGAUCUGGAAAGGCAACGGCAUGGGCAUGGGAUACAGGGUGUCGUAACAGACGCGGUCGACUGGACAAUGAUUUCCUACGAUGAAAACGGUAUUCUCUGAUGAUCCUGAUUCUAGGCGUCGUCGCAUGCCCGCGACGUGUCUUGCGUGAACCUGGCUAGCAGAAGACAACAGG